GAGAGCCGCGGAGAGCGAUUCAUUCUGUGUUUUCAUUGUCACGACGACGGGCGUGCUGUGUGGUGUGGUGACUGACUAAAGCAAAUCGUCGCUUACUUUGCGCGUGUGGCAUUUUUUUUUCUCGGACGACCACGGGGGAAAAUCAAAUUCUGUCAAGCAGCCAAAAACGAAAACGAGGAAAAAUUGCGUUCGAGAUUCGGUCGGUUCGAGAAGGGAAAAUUCGAUAUCCGUACCGUGCAAGAGGAGUGCAGUGUUCAGUUUGUGUGUUGAGGAGCAAUCGAAGAAGCAGGGAAAACCGGAGAAAUAGUCAACUUUCAAUCAGAAAAAUAAGGUGGUGCAGCAAAUUCGGCGAAUGGUUCUGAAUUUCGCAAUCUUUGGCAGAGUGCAAACAUUACCUAAUUUCAGCAGAUAGUGCGGGGUGUGCGGGUGGAUAAAGCGUAUUGGGAAUAGAGUGCCGUGGGAAAAAAAUUGAAUCGCAAAAAAUACAAACACAUUUCCCCGAAGUGAAUGUCAUCGGUAGCAGCAGUAGCAUAAAGCAGACAGUGCCAAGUGGUGUUGAAGAAGUUUCCAAAGCAACGCAGAAAAAUUGCCCUUAGUAGGCAAAUUGUGUCUGACAGGAAUAUGAAGUGUUUGUGCUGCUAAGCGGAAGAGUUCGGCGAAGAAGAAAAUGUGCUCAAAUCCAAGUGGAUCCAUUCCGCUGGUAGUAUUGUUGAAACCGAGAUCGCUGGUUUGAUGUGUUUUCCGAGUUCGGACCAUCGCGAGUGUACCGGCCAUCAACGGGUUUCUUUUGGUUUGACUAAGGCCCUCGAGUGCAUCAGUGAAAAUGCCGGUUGUUUUGAACGGAUCGAUCCCUCUGCCCAGCAUUCGGAUCUACACCAGUGCCAGUGUGCUGUUGGUGUCGCUGUGUCUGUAUUACGCGAUCAGUGUGACGAGUGAUCCCUUCUGGAGGCAGCAAAGUAAUGCCACCACCGCAGUGACUUCCGGUGCAAGCAAUGUGAAUGCGAUCCUCUCCGGUACGGUGCCAUCGGAAGCGGCGGAGGCGGCUGCUGCUGGUGCGGUUCGGGAUGUGGCUGCCGGUGGUGUCGGAAAUGUGGGGGUGGGCAACAAAUUGGACUCGUUGUUGACGGUGAAGGAGAUCAAUGAUUUCGAAGAGAAGAUUCUGGCGGCAACGGAUGCCGACCUGAAGAAAAUGAUGGAACAGGAAGCGGAACUGCUGGAACGGUCCUCAGCGAACGAUUCCCGAACGAUCGGAGCGCAUCUGAAGGAUAUUGCUUCGUUCAUGGGGAGUGAGCCGAUUUGUAUUUGGACACUGAUAAACAUGGCCUAUUGCUGUCUGAUCCUGCUUGGAAAAUCGAUCCAGAAGGUGGUUUUCGGAGAAUUGCGAAUCUCCGAACAACAGCACAUGAAGGACAAAUUUUGGAACUUUAUCUUCUACAAGUUCAUUUUCGUGUUUGGCGUCGUAAACGUGCAGUAUCUACACGAGGUCAUCCUAUGGGUAUCGUGGUUCUCCGUACUCGGCUUCCUGCAUCUCAUGUCGCAGCUGAGCAAAGACCGCUUCGAAUACCUCUCCUUUUCGCCAACCACCCCGGGAUGGUCCCACUUUCGACUGAUUGCGCUCCUGUCGGCCAUCCUCACCCUGUCCGGUUUCAUGCUAAUCGUCUCGAUCGGAGUAGGCGUCUUCAUCAGCGGAGUCAACACGUUCGCCUUCAUGGCGGCUGAGUGUGUUCUGCUGUCGAUACGCACCCUGCACGUUUUGAUCCGGUACGCCAUGUUCCUGUACGAUAUGCGCCAGGGAGGAAUUACCCAUGAAUCAGCAAUUUCGUGGGACAAACGCGGUCCGGUGGCGUACUACAUCGAGCUAUCCUUCGAGGUGGCGGCUCUGGUGGUGGACUUUGGCCACCAUCUGCAUAUGCUGCUGUGGAGUAACAUCUUCCUGUCGAUGGCCAGCCUGGUGAUCAUCAUGCAGCUGAGGUACUUGAUCAACGAGAUCCAGCGGAAGAUCAAGAAACACCGAAACUACCUCUGGGUGUUGAAUCACAUGGAGAAGAGCUACCCGCUGGCGACGGCCGAGGACCUGAAGCAGAAUUGCGACAAUUGUGCCAUUUGCUGGGAGAAGAUGGAAACGGCCCGGAAGCUACCCUGUUCGCAUCUGUUCCAUAACUCCUGUCUUCAGUCUUGGUUGGAACAGGACACUAGUUGUCCCACCUGUCGUCUGGGACUGAGCGUCCACAACAACAAUGUUAACAUUCUUCCAAACGAGAUCCGUAUCGACGACACGGAAACGGCCGGUCGAACGGCCAACAACCACUUCUUCCACUUCAACGGCUCUCGGUACGUGUCCUGGUUGCCAAAUUUCUCCGUUGAAGUGACCCACAUCAAUUCGGUCCUCCGGAAUGAGCCAAGCCCUCGCGAGACAACGGUCAAUCACACCUCGCAAAUCCGGAACAUGGCACGCCACGUGCAGGAGAUGUUCCCUCGCUUCCCGCUGUCGACUUUGAUAGGCGACCUGCAGAUUUCCCGCUCGAUCGAAGUCACGAUCGAUAAUAUCCUGGAAGGACGCCUGCAGGUACCGGCUCGAUUCCAAGAAUUUGAAGAUCUACUUGACGAUGACACGGCUACCAACACCACCACCACUAACAUUGGCAACGACGGUAAUAGCACUAGCGGCACCCUAAGCAAUAGCAACAGUUUCAACAGUCAACCGGAAACGCCCGGCUCCAGCAGCAGUACGCUGGGUGACUUCCCUGCCAUAACCGCCAACGAUUACUACGUCAAUGCGGACGAAUUCAGUCCGAGUAGUCAUUACGGGGGUGGCGGGGGUGGUGGUGGAUCCAGUGCGUCCACACCUUCUUCGGCUGGCAGCAGCAGCGGUUACGAGGUGGAACGGAGCACCAACAUCUUCGGCAACUUUGACAACCUGCUGCGGGACGACAGCUUCGAUGACGUUCCUCUGGGCGAUCGGUUCUCCAAGAGUUCGGAAGAACGGGAACGGAUCCUGCAGCGGCGAAAGGAACAGCUGCUCAUCAUUGCGAGAAGAAAGUAUUUAGAAAAAAGCAAAUCCGAACUGAACCAGUCACCUGCUGCCGCUGGCUACAGCCAAGGUGACGCCAUACGGCAUCGAAACAAGAGCUGUAUGGAAGAGCAGCAGCCAUCUCCGAGUUCGUCCACUUUGCCAUCCUCCGGCUCAUUAUCCUCCAAUAACACAACUACAACAACUACUACUACUGUUGAAAGUAGACUAGCCUCUGCUAGUGCUAAUUCUGCAACCAGUGAUAGAGAGUAGUGGCCAAAUUCAGUCCUGAAAACAGUUAAAACUUAAAAAAAACAUUGUGAUCAUUAUCAAGUAGUGUGAAGCUAAGCAAAACAAAAACAAACAAAUAACACAAGCAAGUGAAUGCAACACAAAAAGCCGCAGUGAAACAAAAUCAACAACAGUAUCGGACGAGUUAGUGAAACAAAGCAAACAAAACUAACUAGGUAGUAGUGACAACAGCAAAAAAGAAAGGAAACAAUUCAUAACAAAGUAGCAAAGACAGUCAAAACAUGCCUAGGCAUGGGAAAUCAAAACUACAACCACUCUGCUAACUAGAUGGAAAAUGGAUCCGGCAGCAGCAGAACAGUGUGUGCGUGUAAUAUGGCUUGAAUGUUUUUAACGUGGACUUUUGCGGAGUAAAAGUGUGGAGUCGUAGCAGGAGAUGAUGAAGAAGAAGAAGAUGAAAAAUGUACUGCAAGCGUUGUGAUGUUAUUUAUUUAUAUACUGUAAACUGAUGUAUUAGCGUAGUAGCAAACUAGAAAAAAAAACUCAAAGCGAAGAAGCGUAUUUUAAAAUACUGAUAAUGAAUUAAUAAAAAACAAAACAAACAAAAAA
Molecule: messenger RNA, 3868 nt
Organism: Ochlerotatus camptorhynchus
Lineage: Eukaryota; Metazoa; Arthropoda; Insecta; Diptera; Culicidae
Product: E3 ubiquitin-protein ligase AMFR-like
Exons: 10
Coding region: 824-3283 (819 amino acids)
Biological process (GO): endoplasmic reticulum unfolded protein response; protein K48-linked ubiquitination; ubiquitin-dependent protein catabolic process
Cellular component (GO): endoplasmic reticulum; ubiquitin ligase complex; cytosol
Molecular function (GO): ubiquitin protein ligase activity; ubiquitin binding
Source: RefSeq, a predicted model, not a curated record